Messenger RNA from Lachnellula hyalina, 1884 nucleotides. RefSeq names its product Delta(24)-sterol reductase. Gene Ontology annotation, molecular function: Delta24(24-1) sterol reductase activity; FAD binding. The transcript is spliced from 2 exons. Gene Ontology annotation, biological process: steroid metabolic process. NCBI's taxonomy places the organism in Eukaryota, Fungi, Ascomycota, Leotiomycetes, Helotiales, Lachnaceae. Gene Ontology annotation, cellular component: membrane; cytoplasm. The coding region runs from base 1 to 1884 and encodes 627 amino acids. The record is from RefSeq and is a predicted model, not a curated record.
AUGCAGAGUUGUGGAAAGGAAAUUGGGGAUGGUGAGGGGGAUGGAGAGGGAUAUGGGAAGGCAUACCUACUUAUGGAGAGGGAUGGGGAUGGGGAUGCCGGCGCGGCGAGUGGAUCCAGGGCCAGGACUUUUUUUUGCUCAGCAAUUGCUGUCAGAAGGCAACGAUAUCCGUGCCUGGUCCUUAACCAGCGGAGAAGCGCGUCUACGAAUCUACAAUCUCCUAUACCCUCACCAACGCGAGCACUCAUACAAAAUGGCUCGACGCGUCAAAGCACGACUUCGACGCCCUCGAGGCCAUUCAUAGCCUCUCUAAACGGGUCAAUUGGACUUAAGACGCGAUCUUUCUCAGCCACGUUACGCAACCGCAACUCAACAGACGUCCAUAAGAAAGCCGUCGAGGCGAUUUCCAGCACAGUGCGCCAAUACUUUGCAAAAGGGGAGAAAUUCCGAAUAUAUCAUGGUUCCACGAAUAGCACAAGGCAGUCAACACUGAAACGGAAUCUGGUGGAUACAAGCAGCUUGUCAAAUGUCUUGAAAGUAGACGUCGAGGCAAAGACAUGUCUCGUGGAGCCGAACGUUCCAAUGGACCGGCUAGUUGAAGCGACGUUAAAACAUGGCCUUGUACCACCAGUCGUUAUGGAAUUCCCGGGGAUAACCGUGGGAGGGGGGUAUUCAGGGACAUCAGGGGAAAGCAGUUCUUUUAAGCAUGGGUUUUUCGACCGAACGAUCAACAAUGUGGAAAUGGUACUUGCGAACGGUGAGGUGGUGACAACCUCGCCUACGGAGAAACCAGAUCUAUUUCACGGCGCAGCGGGAGCUGUAGGAACAUUCGGGGUUACGACGCUGGUUGAGCUACGGCUUCAAAAAGCUGCAAAAUAUGUCGAGACAACAUAUCAUCCAGUGUACUCCAUGUCUGAGGCGAUACAAAAGUUGCAAGAAUUUACUGCAAAUUCAGAGCUUGAUUACGUUGAUGGCAUUAUGUUUUCCAAAACAAAUGGUGCGAUAGUCACAGGUCGGCUGACGGAUGAGAAGAAAGACGGGCUCUCUGUUCAGCGGUUCGGCGCAGCCCACGACCCCUGGUUUUACAUGCAUGUUCAAGAUGCAAUCAAAAAGAAUUGUACUGGGCCGACUACGGAAGCAGUACCCUUAGCUGAGUAUCUCUUUCGCUAUGAUAGGGGUGGCUUCUGGGUUGGAAAUUCCGCAUUCGAGUAUCUCAGGUUCCCCUUCAACCGCUUCACCCGCUGGUUCCUGGACGACUUUCUACACACAAGAAUGCUCUACUCAGCUCUUCAUGCUAGUGGAGAGUCAAAGAAAUAUGUGGUUCAAGAUCUAGCUCUCCCAUAUUCUACUGCGGAGCAAUUCGUUGAAUAUACAGAUGAAACCUUUGGCAUUUAUCCCUUGUGGCUUUGUCCCCUGAAGCAAAGUCCGUACCCCACCAUGCACCCACAUUACAACAAGACAGAAGCCGAUGGCAAGACACUACAGCCUAUGCUUAAUAUCGGACUCUGGGGCUUCGGGCCAAGUAAUCAUGAAGAGUUUGUAAGAAAGAAUCGAGAUCUGGAGCGGAAGCUGAAGGAGCUUGGCGGGAUGAAGUGGCUUUAUGCACAUACAUACUACACUGAAGAAGAAUUCUGGGAGCAAUUCGACCGGCCCUGGUAUGAGAAGCUGCGAGUUAAGUACAACGCAACGUCCUUGCCGAGUGUGUACGAGAAAGUCAAGGUAGACGUUGAGGCCGAGAAGAAAGCCGAGAAGGAAAAUGGAUGGUUCUACCACACGAAAUGGCCGUUCAAUGGCUUCUAUGGCAUCAAGAAGGCCAUCGAAAGUCGCACCUACCUUGCUGCUAGGAAAUCUGUCUGGAAAUCUUUUGGAAAAGAGGCGAAUUGA